Molecule: messenger RNA, 204 nt
Organism: Colletotrichum spaethianum
Lineage: Eukaryota; Fungi; Ascomycota; Sordariomycetes; Glomerellales; Glomerellaceae
Exons: 1
Coding region: 1-204 (67 amino acids)
Source: RefSeq, a predicted model, not a curated record
AUGGUUCUUUUGGCUCAGGGUCCCUACUCCUUUUGCCCCGGCGACAGCCGGCCAAAGGGUCUCGCAGGGAAGGAAGGAAACGAAGGGCUGGAGAAGAACAUUGAAAAAAGCAAUAUUCGCCCACGUAGCGCCUAUGGCCGCAAAUUAGCGGUGGGCGAAGAGCAGAAGCUGUCGGGGUUAACCUUUGAGACACAAGGCCCUUGA